AUGCUGCACGCUUCCACAGUAAAAGAAUCCUUAUCUGUGAACAUCACUCGGCGAAUUUUUUGGUCAGAUUCACGAGAUGUGAUCUGCUGGGUCAAUUCGGAUCAUCGGCGUUUUACACCAUUUGUAGCCCACCGAGUUAGCGAAAUUUUGGACUCCACAGAACCAGCAGAUUGGCGCUGGGUUCCUACCAAGCAAAAUGUCGCGGACGAUGGCACUAAGUGGGUGAAACUACCAGACAUGUCUGCAGAAGCUCGUUGGUACACAGGACCACAUUUCCUGAUGUGCACUGAGAAGUAUUGGCCGCAACAACCAACCGUGACUAGGACAACAGAGACCGAACUACGCCCGUAUUUGUUGAUGCAUGUCCAGAAAACUGAGCCGCUUCUCUGCUUCAGUGACUUCAGUAGCUGGAGAAAGAUGGUGAACACAAUUGCAUACGUUCUUCGGUUUUCCAACAAUAUCAUUAAGAGGAUGAAAAGGCAGGCAGUUACGAAUGGCCAUCCUUCAAUGGAAGAGCUGACCGCCUCUGAAUCCCAUUUGAUCCGGCAAGCACAAGAGGACGCCUACCCCGACGAAUACACCCUUCUCCACCAGUCUGGUGGAGCCACGCUUCCGAAAACUAGCGCUUUGUAUAAGCUCACCCCUUGGAUCGACAAACACGGAAUCAUGCGGAUACGAGGUCGUAUUUCUGCCUGUGAGUUCGCGACCGAAGAUGCCAAGAAUCCGAUCAUUCUACCCCGUAACCACCACGUUACCAGUCUCAUUGUUGCACACUAUCACCAAAAAUACCACCAUCAGAAUCACGAGACUGUAAUUAACGAGAUACGGCAACGUUACUCCAUUUCUCGACUUCGAAGUACCUACUUACGGGUACGCAACAGUUGUCAACGAUGUAAGAAUAACCGGGCAAUUCCGCAGCCCCCUAUCAUGGCAGAUCUCCCACAUACCAGGUUGGACGCAUUCGCUCGACCGUUCACCCAUGUAGGCGUGGACUACUUCGGUCCUAUUACAGUCGUAAUAGGCAGGCGAUCGGAAAAGCGAUGGGGGAUGCUCGUAACCUGCAUGACAAUACGAGCCAUCCAUAUUGAGAUCGUCCAUUCGCUGAGCACUAAUUCGUGCAUCAUCGCGCUGCGCAACUUUAUCUCGCGUCGGGGUACGCCCCGAACGAUCUAUAGUGAUCGCGGUACCAACCUUGUCGGAGCAUGUCGUGAGAUGCAGAAGGCAGAAGCUUCGGUCAACAUAGAAGAGAUGAUGAAGGCGUUCGUUUCAUCGGAAACCAAAUGGGUCUUCCUCCCACCUCUAUCUCCACACAUGGGCGGCUGCUGGGAGAGAUUGAUUGGAACAGUCAAACGAAACAUGACGGCUAUUUUGUCAACGCAAAGACUGACGGACGAAGUACUGCGAAAUGUUUUGGCCGAAAUUGAAAACGUAGUGAAUUCUCGACCACUUACUCAUGUUCCGAUCGAUGACGAUUCCGGCCCAGCCUUGACUCCAAACCAUUUCCUCCUUGGAUCAUCCGAUGGUACCAAACCUUUGUGCACUCUAGAAGACAGUGGUGCCGCAUUACGGCAGUGUUGGCGUGCAUCGCAGAUACUCGCGAAUAGAUUUUGGAAACGUUGGCUGAGUUCGUAUUUACCUGAGAUCACCCGCAGAACUAAGUGGUUUAUCAACACGAAGGCGAUUGGAAUCGACGACGUGGUAAUCAUUGCUGACCCUAAAAAUCCCCGGAAUUGUUGGCCCAGGGGGAAGGUCAUCGGAAUCUGUCCUGGAAGAGAUGGACAACCUCGAUCAGCAACUGUGAAAACAGGGAACGGUGUCUACGAGCGACCAGUUGCUAAACUGGCUGUGCUAGAUGUACGGCGCGAUGAUUAG
Messenger RNA from Toxorhynchites rutilus septentrionalis, 1872 nucleotides. RefSeq lists its product as uncharacterized. The coding region runs from base 1 to 1872 and encodes 623 amino acids. Gene Ontology annotation, molecular function: nucleic acid binding. The record is from RefSeq and is a predicted model, not a curated record. Lineage: Eukaryota; Metazoa; Arthropoda; Insecta; Diptera; Culicidae. Gene Ontology annotation, biological process: DNA integration. The transcript has a single exon.